GCGAAGUUCUACUGCGUCUCUCUUAAACCCUCGCUCUUACCUUCGCCGUUCCUCUUCCUCGCCACCGUCCGCUUCCGCAGCAGCCGCCGCCGAUUUGGCGGUCCUCCCAACUCUUCCCAUGCGCGCUUCUGCGCAUCGACUCCUUCGAAAAAUGACGCCUUUAUUCAUCCAGAUAAGAGAUUUCGGCCGCUCGGUCCCUAUUCGCUGCUCCACUGCGUUGCCGCCGCCUCCGCGCCACGAUUCGCAAGCCGUAUUGCAAUCGAUAUUCCUCAAUUUGAGGCACCGCAAGUGGAAUUUCCUGCAACAGUUCUCUUCCUGCCUCGCCGACCCGCUGUUAGUUCGUCAGGUGCUCUUUCGCUGCCGGUCUUCGCCUCGACUCGCUCUGGAGUUCUUCGAUUGGCUGUCGUCGGAGCAGAAGAAGAGUAAGGACGUCACUCCUCCCGAUUUGGACACCCUGUCCUUCCUGAUUCAUGUUCUGGUGUCGGCAAAGAUGUUCGACGAAGCUUUGUGCAUCAUGAGGCAAUUGAUGCAAGAAAGGGGCAUCCCUGUCUUAGAGCUCCUCGAUGCUCUUGCUCGAAGCCGGAAGAGAUACGGCGGCAGUCGUGAUGCUUAUGAUGCCAUCGUUAGGUGUUGUACUCAGAUUGGCGCAGGCAAAGAUGCUUACUUGGUGAUCCGGACUCUUCGAGCUAGAGGCGUUUGGGUGUCUAUUCACGCUUGCAAUAACUUGCUGAACCAUCUUAUUUCGAACCGAGAUGCCGGUGUUACAUUCUGGAAGAUGUACAAGGAGAUGAUCGCUUUGGGAUAUGUUGAAAAUGUAAACACAUUCAAUUUGCUCAUCUAUGCAUUAUGUAGAGAAUGCAAGAUCAGCGAAGCUUUUGGAGUUCUAUGUCGGAUGAUCAAUGGAGGGAUUUCUCUGAAUGUCGUCACCUUCAACAUGCUCAUUGACGGGUGCUGCAGAAAUGGCGAGUUUGAUCUUGCUUACAACCUUUUCAAGAAGAUGAAGUUUGUGUCUAAGAAUGCCGUUGAGCCAAACAUUGUGACUUUCAAUUGCCUCAUCAACGCGUUAUGUAAGGCUGGAAAGUCAGAGCUUGGUGAACACUUGGUGAAGAGAGACAUAGCGAAGAAAGGCUUACUUUCGAACAUGCGAACAUAUGCUACUCUGAUCGAUGGAUAUGCUAGGGAAGGGAAGCUGGAAGAGGCUUUAAGGUUAUUCAUCGAGAUGGUGGAUGACGACAUAGUGCCCAACACUGUUUUAUAUAACUCCCUCCUGAAUUGGCUAUUCAAGCAAGGUCAUAUCGAGGAGGCUGGUUUCUUGCUGUCAGAUAUGCGAAAGGCGCAUGCUUCUCCUGAUUGUUUCACAUGUGCAAUUGCUGUUGAUGGUUAUUUCAGGAAUGGACUUGCACAUGAAGCUUUAGGAUACUACAAGCAGAUCAGAGAAGAGAAAUCAGUUAACGAUGUGAUUCCAUACAAUAGCCUCGUUAAGCAUCUCCAUGAGCAAGGGAGGAUCUAUGAAGUGAAACAGCUACUAGGAACAAUGUUUUCUAGUGGCUUGGCUCCUGAUGUGGUUACUUAUAGCACUUUAAUCGAUCGAUUCUUCAAGGACAGAAACAUUGAUGAUGCUCUUGAGGUGUAUGAUCAAAUGUUGAAGGAUGGGCAAAUGCCUAACCUUAUCACUUACAAUUCAAUCAUCUACGGCUUCUGUCAAGUGGAGCAUGUGGAUCUAGCUUUGUUAGCCGUCGAGGAACUAAAGGGAGCCGGCGUGCUUCUUGACGUAUUCACAUACAACACCAUGAUCCAUGGAUAUCUCAGCCUUCAGAGGGUUGAAGAAGCUUGUGAUUUAUGCCACUCCAUGCAGAGACUAGGCAUAGCAGUUAAUGUUGUCACUUGCAAUAUAUUUAUGAACUUCUUAUGCAAAUCAGGAUGCUUUGAUCUCGCAGAGGAGCUAUUGAGGAUUAUGCUCGAUCGAUUUAUUAUUCCAGAUUCGAUAACCUAUACCAUUCUAGUUACUUCAUUCCAUAAAAGUUACAGUGCAAGUAAAGUGAUCGAACUGCAUGAUUAUAUGGUUAUCAGAGGAGUCUCUCCUGAUAAAUUUACAUACAAAUCAAUUGUCAGUUCACUUAUUCAAAGAGAAGCUCAUACUGAUGCCUUUGUAUGAUAGAUUCUUGAACAUUUACUUGAUUUAUGAACAGUGAAUGUAUUGGUGUAUCCUUUGAGCAAGAACA
This is a messenger RNA of Zingiber officinale, 2222 nucleotides long. Its product is annotated as pentatricopeptide repeat-containing protein At1g11710, mitochondrial-like. The record is from RefSeq and is a predicted model, not a curated record. Lineage: Eukaryota; Viridiplantae; Streptophyta; Magnoliopsida; Zingiberales; Zingiberaceae. Gene Ontology annotation, molecular function: protein binding. The transcript has a single exon. The coding region runs from base 119 to 2155 and encodes 678 amino acids.